Aphis gossypii (cotton aphid) is the source of this 1709-nucleotide messenger RNA. RefSeq names its product snurportin-1 (gene Snup). Bases 618 to 1595 code for a protein of 325 amino acids. NCBI's taxonomy places the organism in Eukaryota, Metazoa, Arthropoda, Insecta, Hemiptera, Aphididae. Gene Ontology annotation, molecular function: nuclear import signal receptor activity. The record is from RefSeq and is a predicted model, not a curated record. Gene Ontology annotation, cellular component: cytoplasm; nucleus. The transcript has 7 exons. Gene Ontology annotation, biological process: protein import into nucleus; snRNA import into nucleus.
AUUGUUCUAUGCUGUAAUCAAGAUAUUGUAUCUUUAUAGGUCAUGACUCGACAUGAUGAAAGACAUUAUCUAUAUUCUAUAGCUGUAUUAUAACCACGAUUAAAGACAUAAUAUUAUAAUAUCUUUAAUCGUGAUUAUAACUUAAAAGUUUGUGUUUAAUACUGGCCUAGAAUAUACUGGUCUAAUGAUAUAUAUAUAUAGAUUUUGUAAUUGGGAAUUUCCGACUCAUAAGAUUACGAUUUUUGUACGAUAGCUCAUACUGCUCAUAGAAUAUAGAUAUUACUAUUAAACACCAGUACACCACUACAACACCAGUUAUGUUUAUAUUGUAGUAUGAACGUAUAAUAGUAUACUACGUAGUGUACCUUCUGCUUAAUGCCUUCUUUGUAUUUAGUAGUUACCUCGCUUACCUUACAGCUUUGAGCUUAUAGGUAGGUAAACCUACGUGUUUACCGUAUGUUUGUUGUUUACUAUAUAGUUAAAUUCGUAAACUUAUGUUAUAGACUAUUGUUAAUAGUUAACUCGCCAUGUUAUAUUAAAGUUAAAUCUAUAAAAGUGUUCAAUCAUAAUAUUCUAUAGUUAAUAUUUAUUUUACCUACCAUCGAAAUUCAAUUAAAAUGGGAACGUCAAUGUUAAAAUAUUUUAUUGAAAUCAUUAAUAAUCUUGAUUCAAUUGUACUCAUAAAACGUGAUCAACAAAUUAAUGAGAGAAGAAAUAUCAAAGAUGCUGUUGAUACUUUUAUGGAAAUUGACGAAAGAAAAAAUGGAAAUGCGGUGCCAAGUAAUGAAGCAUAUGAACUUGCAACAUCCAUGAUGUAUUCAGAAUGGAUGCUUGAAACACCUGAAGACAUUGAUAACUGGAUUGCAGUGUUAUGUCCAGAAGGAAAACGAUGUUGUGUUAUUGCUCAAGAUAACAAAACAAAAACAGUUAACAAAUUUGGAACUACACUCAAUAGUUUUCCGUCAUUAUUUCCUUAUGGAUGUCGUAUAUCAAAUAACUGUCCAUCUCAUCGCAAACGUACAGUAUUAGACUGUGUGUAUAGUUUCAAGUUAAAGAAAUAUUAUGUUUUGGACAUUAUUGAGUGGAUGGGUGUGCCAUACAGGGAUUUUGAUGCUGAAUUCAGAUUUUACUUUAUACAGAGUAAACUUAGUGAAAUACCUGGUAUCAAUGAAAAAUCAACAACAAAUUUUUACCCAUUUGAACUCGCUCCACGAAUGGCUACUAGAUAUUUGUAUCAGCAUCUUUUGGAAAAAUGUCAAUUUUUCCCUGAUAGUAUUGAAUUAGAUGGUAUUAACUUUUACUAUCCAGAAAGUUUGUACACCUCAGGCGAAACACCAUUAGUACUUUGGCUGAAACCGUUCAUGAUACCCGAUGUCUUACAAAAGCCAGUCAAUGAUCAUUUAGUACAAUUACAUAAACCGCCUAAUUAUGUUAAUGUAUUUGAGUACAGUCAAAGUUUAAAAAAGAAAAAUAGAAAAUUUAAGAAGAAGAAGAAUUCUACUUCUAAUUGUGAUAAAAUGGAAGUAGAAAGUUUGGUUGAGGUAGAAAUGGAUAAAGAUCCUGUCGUUGAAAAUGAAAUUUGUAUGGAGAACUAACAUUAAUAUUCCAACCAAUAUAAUGUGAUAUUAUGCAUGUUUAAGAAUUGUUAUUAAUUUAUUAUUAAAAUUAAACGAAUAAUAAUAUUAAAAAAAAACUAUUAAUUGUUUUAA